Messenger RNA from Carya illinoinensis, 1218 nucleotides. RefSeq lists its product as uncharacterized. The transcript has 2 exons. Bases 1 to 1218 code for a protein of 405 amino acids. The record is from RefSeq and is a predicted model, not a curated record. Lineage: Eukaryota; Viridiplantae; Streptophyta; Magnoliopsida; Fagales; Juglandaceae.
AUGCCUAGCCGGAGACGUCGGCGCCCAGCCGCCUACCUGUUAAAGGUUAAGCAAAGGGAAGAUGAGAAUUUAAAGGCCUACUUGGCCCGUUUCAACAAAGAGCGCUUAACAACGAAUGACCAAGAUGGGAAGAUCACUCUGGCCACCCUCUUAGGAGGGGUAUGGCCACGCAGUCCUUUCAUGGCAGAGUUGGCCCGGAGGACUCCCUCCACCCUCAGGGAGUUCAUGGACAGGGCGGAUGAUUUUGUCAAUGCUGAAGAUACUCUACAGGUUUUGGUGGACCCUUGUAAAGAAGAUACUCAGGUCAAGCGGAGAAACAAUCGGGUUGAUAAGAAGGGUAAUCCCAGUAGGCGAGAAAGAGCAAGGGAAGGACGAUCAGAUCACAACCUCAAAUUGGUACACAACAAUCUGGGCGUACAGGAAGGAGAGAGAAAAAAGGAAAGCCAACGCCCUACCAAAACAGGCAGUCGGUAUUGCAAGUACCAUCAGACGAGCUCGCAUUGGACGGAGGACUGCACGACCAUGAGAAAGAGAGUCGUUGAGUUAGCAGGAACUGGCGAAUUGGAGCGAUCAAAGCCUAAAAGGCGUCAGGAGACUAGCCGAAAGGCGUAUGCACGGAAGGCAAGAUAUGAAGAGGUGUUCAUGGCGGAUAGGACACACAAGCAACCAAAGCUUAGCAAUGAGAAAAUGGUGAUAUCCUUCGAAGAGGCAGAUAGGGAAGGAAUUAUAUACCCGUAUGAUGAUGCUCUAGUGAUAAUCCUCGUGAUAGCCAAUUAUACAACUAGGUGGGUACUAGUAGACAAUGGGAGCUCGAAUGAUAUACUGUUCUGGGAGGCGUUUGUCAAAAUGGGGAUAGAUGUUGGGAGACUGAGGCUCUUCCCUACAGGGGAUACUAUCCAGCCCGUAGGGGUGAUCACGCUCCUAGUAACUGCAGGCACAGGGGCGCAGACAGUAACCACGAUGACUGACUUCUUAGUAGUAAAAGCUCAUUCCUCCUACAAUGCCAUAUUGGGCAGACCAACACUCAACCAUUUGAGGGCAGUAACAUCCACCUACCACCUCAAGAUGAAGUUCCCAAUAGAUGGCGGCGUGGGAGAGGCGAGAGGCAAGCAAGCCCUUGCUCAAGAAUGUUAUGUUCAGGAAUUAAAGAAAGUCAAGAAGGAAGUCUGCACUGUCGCAGGACAGGAUGGGCCUUAUCGCCCCUGCCCCCACCUGUAG